Carassius gibelio (silver crucian carp) is the source of this 8981-nucleotide messenger RNA. RefSeq names its product NACHT, LRR and PYD domains-containing protein 12-like. The coding region runs from base 244 to 8505 and encodes 2753 amino acids. Gene Ontology annotation, molecular function: protein binding. NCBI's taxonomy places the organism in Eukaryota, Metazoa, Chordata, Actinopteri, Cypriniformes, Cyprinidae. The record is from RefSeq and is a predicted model, not a curated record. The transcript is spliced from 43 exons.
GAAGAAGAAGAAGAAGACGCCAUUAUUGUUUUUCGUGUCUCGAAUAAAAAGUGAAAGCAAAUGUUCAGAAUUGAUGUUUUUCCAUUUAAACAGACAGAAUCGAUUCUAUACGGAAUAUCAAAGUGUUUUAUAGGAACUAAGCCAUGAUUGUCGUGUAACUGUUAGCUGCUUCAUAGAAAGGCGGUGGAUUUUGUGAAUCUGUGUAAAUAAGAGUCAGUGCUGGAGAUCAGAUUCUGUUUCAUCAUGGAGGACACACAAACAUCCACAGAUCAAGAGUUUUCUCCAGGAUGCAGUUCAGUUGAUCAGAAGAGAUCAGAAGCAGAGUCCAGCUGUGUGUCUGUGAGGAGUGAUGCGUCUAUGAAUCCUCCAUUAGGGUUUAAGAGUGGAGAUACAAAGACUGAUCUCAGUUCAGUUCGUCAGAAGAGAUCAGAAGCAGAGUCCAGCUGUGUGUCUGUGAGGAGUGAUUGGUCUAUGGAUCAUCCAUUAGGGUUUAAGAGUGGAGAUACAAAGACUGAUCUCAGCAGAGCAGAUGGAGAGCGAAGCGUCUCUGGAGGAGUCUCCUCUGUCUUCUGUCUGAACAACACGAGCGUUACAGCGUCUCUGAAUAAACAUGAUCAAGCAGUGAAUGAUGAACUACAGAGAGUCAAAGAGCAGCACAAAACCAGCAUGAAGAACAAGUAUGAGAGAUUAUGUGAGGGACUGAAACUCCAGGAGAAUGAAAGCCUCCUGAACAGCAUCUACACACAGCUCUACAUCAUAGAGGGAGAGAGAGAAGGAGUGAAUGAAGAACAUGAGGUUUUACAGAUGGAGAAAACAGCCAGAACACAACACUCACAAGACGCUCCAAUCUACUGCAAUGACAUCUUUAAAGCCUCCGCUGAAGCAGGAUCUGAGGAGAAAGAGCAGAUCAAGACUGUUCUUACUAAAGGCAUCGCUGGAAUCGGAAAAACCGUCUCUGUGCAGAAGUUCAUUCUGGACUGGGCCGAGGGAAAAGCCAAUCAGGAUGUAGAUUUCAUGUUUGUGCUUCCAUUUCGAGAGCUGAACUUGAUCCGAGAUCAUCAGUACAGUCUUCACAGACUUCUGCUGGACUUUCAUCCUGAACUUCAAGAUCUGGACUCACAGAUUUAUGAGGAGUGUAAAGUUGUGUUCAUCUUUGAUGGUCUGGAUGAAAGCAGAAUCACACUGAUGUUUUCAGACGCUCAGAAAGUUUGUGAUGUGACUGAGACUUCAUCAGUGGCUGUGUUGAUGUCAAAGCUGAUGAAAGGAGAGCUGCUUCCCUCUGCUCUCAUCUGGAUCACCUCCAGACCAGCAGCAGCCAAUCAGAUCCCCUCCGAAUACAUCCACCGUCUGACAGAGAUUCAGGGAUUCACUGAGCCUCAGAAGGAGGAAUAUUUCAGGAAGAGAAUCAGUGAUGAGCAUCAAGCCAGCAGAAUCAUCUCACACAUCAGAAGAGCAAGAAGCCUCCACAUCAUGUGCCACAUCCCCGUCUUCUGCUGGAUCUCAUCCACUGUGCUUCAGAAGCUCCUGGAAGAAGAUCUGAGAGCAGAAAUCCCUCAAACUCUGACUGAAAUGUACAUCCACUUCCUGCUGAUUCAGAUCAACAUGAGGAAGCAGAAGUAUGAAGAGAGAGAUCCAGAGAAACUCCUGCCGUCCAACAGAGAAGUGAUUGUGAAACUUGCUGAAGUGGCUUUCAAACAGCUGAUGAAGGGCAAUGUGAUGUUCUAUGAGGAGGACCUGAUUGAGAGCAGCAUAGACGUCACUGACGCCUCAGUGUAUUCUGGGAUUUGCACUGAGAUCUUUAAGCAGGAAUCUGUGAUUCAUCAGAGGAAAGUCUACAGCUUCAUUCAUCUGAGCGUUCAGGAGUUUCUCGCUGCUUUCUAUCUGUUUUACUGCUGUUUAACAAAGAACAAGAAACCACUGGAUGAAUUCAGAUAUUACACAUUUGACUCUGAAAGUGACUUUGAAUAUGAUAUGUCUGAGAUAGACUCCGAUAAAGUCUCUCUGUAUGAUCUACUAACAUCAGCAGUAGAUAAAGCUGUUGAGAGUAAGAAUGGACGUCUGGAUCUGUUCCUGCGGUUCCUGCUGGGCGUCUCACUGGAGUCCAAUCAGAGACUGUUACAGGAUCUACUGACACACACAGAGAACAGCUCAAAGACCAUCAGGAGAACCACACGGUACAUUAAAGAGAAGAUCAGAGAUGAUCCUGAUGAUGAUGAUGAUGAUGAUGAUGAUGAUUAUGGUGGUGUUGAGCUGUAUGUAGAUGAAACAGAUCUGCUUAAGAAAAAACAACAAAAGGGACACAAAAAAAUAAAUCUAGAUGGUAAUCUCUCAGCUGAUCAGUCCAUCAAUCUAUUCCUCUGUCUGCUGGAAGUGAAAGAUCAGACUCUGUUCAGAGAGAUUCAGGAGUUUGUGAAAUCAGACAAACACUCAGAGAAACUCUCUCCUGCUCAGUGCUCAACAAUCUCCUACAUGAUUCAGAUGUCAGAGGAGCCACUGGAUGAACUGAAUCCCAUGAAAUACAAGACAUCAGCUGCGGGGAGAAGAAGACUGAUACCAGCUGUGAUCAACUGCAGAAAAGCUGUGUUGAGUUAUUGUGGCAUCACAGAUGAAGGUUGUUCUGCUCUGACUUCAGCUCUGAGAUCAAACCCCUCACACCUGAGAGAACUGGAUCUGUCUGUGAAUAAAAUAAGAGAUUUGGGAGUGAAGCGUCUCUGUGCUGGACUGGAGGAUCCUCACUGUAAACUGGAGAAACUGUGGUUGAGAGAUUGUGGCAUCACAGAUGAAGGUUGUUCUGCUCUGACUUCAGCUCUGAGAUCAAACCCCUCACACCUGAGAGAACUGAGUCUGUUUGGGAAUAAAAUAAGAGAUUUGGGAGUGAAGUGUCUCUGUGCUGGACUGGAGGAUCCUCGCUGUAAACUGGAGAAACUGCGGUUGAUGAAGUGUGACGUCACAGAUGAAGGUUGUUCUGCUCUGACUUCAGCUCUGAGAUCAAACCCCUCACACCUGAGAGAACUGGAUCUGUCUGUGAAUAAAAUAAGAGAUUCAGGAGUGAAGCGUCUCUGUGCUGGACUGGAGGAUCCUCACUGUAAACUGGAGAAACUGUGGUUGAGUUAUUGUGGCGUCACAGAUGAAGGUUGUUCUGCUCUGGCUUCAGCUCUGAGAUCAAACCCCUCACACCUGAGAGAACUGAAUCUGUCUGGGAAUAAAAUAAGAGAUUUGGGAGUGAAGCGUCUCUGUGCUGGACUGGAGGAUCAUCGCUGUAAACUGGAGAAACUGCGGUUGAGAUAUUGUGACGUCACAGAUGAAGGUUGUUCUGCUCUGACUUCAGCUCUGAGAUCAAACCCCUCACACCUGAGAGAACUGGAUCUGACUGAGAAUAAAAUAAGAGAUUCGGGAGUGAAGUGUAUCUGUGCUGUACUGGAGGAUCCUCGCUGUAAACUGGAGAAACUGUGGUUGAGAUAUUGUUACGUCACAGAUGAAGGUUGUUCUGCUCUGGCUUCAGCUCUGAGAUCAAACCCCUCACACCUGAGAGAACUGAGUCUGACUGAGAAUAAAAUAAGAGAUUCGGGAGUGAAGCGUCUCUGUGCUGGACUGGAGGAUACUCGCUGUAAACUGGAGACACUGUGGUUGAGAUAUUGUGGCGUCACAGAUGAAGGUUGUUCUGCUCUGACUUCAGCUCUGAGAUCAAACCCCUCACACCUGAGAGAACUGGAUCUGUCUGAGAAUAUAAUAAGAGAUUUGGGAGUGAAGUGUCUCUGUGCUGUACUGGAGGAUCCUCGCUGUAAACUGGAGAAACUGUGGUUGAGAGAUUGUGACGUCACAGAUGAAGGUUGUUCUGCUCUGACUUCAGCUCUGAGAUCAAACCCCUCACACCUGAGAGAACUGAGUCUGUUUGGGAAUAAAAUAAGAGAUUCAGGAGUGAAGUGUCUCUGUGCUGGACUGGAGGAUCCUCGCUGUAAACUGGAGAAACUGUGGUUGAGAGAUUGUGACGUCACAGAUGAAGGUUGUUCUGCUCUGACUUCAGCUCUGAGAUCAAACCCCUCACACCUGAGAGAACUGAGUCUGUUUGGGAAUAAAAUAAGAGAUUCAGGAGUGAAGUGUCUCUGUGCUGGACUGGAGGAUCCUCGCUGUAAACUGGAGAAACUGUGGUUGAGUGAUUGUGACGUCACAGAUGAAGGUUGUUCUGCUCUGGCUUCAGCUCUGAGAUCAAACCCCUCACACCUGAGACAACUGGAUCUGUCUGGGAAUAAAAUAAGAGAUUUGGGAGUGAAGCGUCUCUGUGACGGACUGAAGGAUCCUCACUGUAAACUGGAGAAACUGUGGUUGAUUGAUUGUGGCGUCACAGAUGAAGGUUGUUCUGCUCUGACUUCAGCUCUGAGAUCAAACCCCUCACACCUGAGACAACUGGAUCUGACUGGAAAUAAAAUAAGAGUUUCAGGAGUGAAGCGUCUCUGUGCUGGACUGGAGGAUCCUCACUGUAAACUGGAGAAACUGUGGUUGAGAGAUUGUGACGUCACAGAUGAAGGUUGUUCUGCUCUGACUUCAGCUCUGAGAUCAAACCCCUCACACCUGAGAGAACUGAUUCUGUCUGAGAAUAAAAUAAGAGAUUUGGGAGUGAAGUGUCUCUGUGCUGGACUGGAGGAUCCUCACUGUAAACUGGAGAAACUGUGGUUGAGAGAUUGUGACGUCACAGAUGAAGGUUGUUCUGCUCUGACUUCAGCUCUGAGAUCAAACCCCUCACACCUGAGAGAACUGGAUCUGUCUCUGAAUAAAAUAAGAGAUUUGGGAGUGAAGUGUCUCUGUGCUGGACUGGAGGAUCCUCACUGUAAACUGGAGAAACUGUGGUUGAGAUAUUGUGACGUCACAGAUGAAGGUUGUUCUGCUCUGACUUCAGCUCUGAGAUCAAACCCCUCACACCUGAGAUACCUGAAUCUGUCUUGGAAUAAAAUAAGAGAUUCAGGAGUGAAGCGUCUCUGUGCUGGACUGGAGGAUCCUUGCUGUAAACUGGAGACACUGUGGUUGAGAGAUUGUGACGUCACAGAUGAAGGUUGUUCUGCUCUGGCUUCAGCUCUGAGAUCAAACCCCUCACACCUGAGAGAACUGGGUCUGUCUGAGAAUAAAAUAAGAAAUUUGGGAGUGAAGCGUCUCUGUGCUGGACUGGAGGAUCCUCACUGUAAACUGGAGAAACUGUGGUUGAGAGAUUGUGGCGUCACAGAUGAAGGUUGUUCUGCUCUGACUUCAGCUCUGAGAUCAAACCCCUCACACCUGAGAGAACUGAGUCUCUCUUGGAAUAAAAUAAGAGAUUCAGGAGUGAAGCGUCUCUGUGCUGGACUGGAGGAUCCUCGCUGUAAACUGGAGAAACUGUGGUUGAGAGAUUGUGGCGUCACAGAUGAAGGUUGUUCUGCUCUGACUUCAGCUCUGAGAUCAAACCCCUCACACCUGAGAGAACUGAGUCUGCCUGAGAAUAAAAUAAGAGAUUUGGGAGUGAAGCAUCUCUGUGCUGGACUGGAGGAUCCUCACUGUAAACUGGAGAAACUGGGGUUGAGAGAUUGUGACAUCACAGAUGAAGGUUGUUCUGCUCUGACUUCAGCUCUGAGAUCAAACCCCUCACACCUGAGAGAACUGGAUCUGUCUCUGAAUAAAAUAAGAGAUUCGGGAGUGAAGUGUCUCUGUGCUGGACUGGAGGAUCCUCGCUGUAAACUGGAGAAACUGGGGUUGAGAGAUUGUGACGUCACACAUGAAGGUUGUUCUGCUCUGACUUCAGCUCUGAGAUCAAACCCCUCACACCUGAGAGAACUGAAUCUGUCUGGGAAUAAAAUAAGAGAUUUGGGAGUGAAGUGUCUCUGUGCUGGACUGGAGGAUCCUUGCUGUAAACUGGAGAUACUGUGGUUGAGAUAUUGUGACGUCACAGAUGAAGGUUGUUCUGCUCUGACUUCAGCUCUGAGAUCAAACCCCUCACACCUGAGAGAACUGGAUCUGUCUGGGAAUAAAAUAAGAGAUUCAGGAGUGAAGCGUCUCUGUGCUGGACUGGAGGAUCCUCACUGUAAACUGGAGAUUCUGUGGUUGAGUGAUUGUGGCGUCACAGAUGAAGGUUGUUCUGCUCUGACUUCAGCUCUGAGAUCAAACCCCUCACACCUGAGAGAACUGGAUCUGUCUCUGAAUAAUAUAAGAGAUUUGGGAGUGAAGCGUCUCUGUGCUGGACUGGAGGAUCCUCGCUGUAAACUGGAGAAACUGUGGUUGAGAGAUUGUGACGUCACAGAUGAAGGUUGUUCUGCUCUGACUUCAGCUCUGAGAUCAAACCCCUCACACCUGAGAGAACUGAAUCUGUCUAGGAAUAAAAUAAGAGAUUCAGGAGUGAAGUGUCUCUGUGCUGGACUGGAGGAUCCUCGCUGUAAACUGGAGAAACUGUGGUUGAGUGGUUGUGGCGUCACAGAUGAAGGUUGUUCUGCUCUGACUUCAGCUCUGAGAUCAAACCCCUCACACCUGAGAGAACUGGAUCUGUCUCUGAAUAAAAUAAGAGAUUUGGGAGUGAAGCGUCUCUGUGCUGGACUGGAGGAUCCUCACUGUAAACUGGAGAAACUGGGGUUGAGUUAUUGUGACGUCACAGAUGAAGGUUGUUCUGCUCUGACUUCAGCUCUGAGAUCAAACCCCUCACACCUGAGAGAACUGAAUCUGACUCUGAAUAAAAUAAGAGAUUCGGGAGUGAAGUGUCUCUGUGCUGGACUGGAGGAUCCUCUCUGUAAACUGGAGAAACUGUGGUUGAGUUAUUGUGGCGUCACAGAUGAAGGUUGUUCUGCUCUGACUUCAGCUCUGAGAUCAAACCCCUCACACCUGAGAGAACUGGAUCUGUCUGUGAAUAAAAUAAGAGAUUUGGGAGUGAAGUGUCUCUGUGCUGGACUGGAGGAUCCUCGCUGUAAACUGGAGAAACUGCGGUUGAGAGAUUGUGACGUCACAGAUGAAGGUUGUUCUGCUCUGACUUCAGCUCUGAGAUCAAACCCCUCACACCUGAGAGAACUGAGUCUGUCUUGGAAUAAAAUAAGAGAUUCAGGAGUGAAGUGUCUCUGUGCUGGACUGGAGGAUCCUCACUGUAAACUGGAGAAACUGUGGUUGAGUUAUUGUGGCGUCACAGAUGAAGGUUGUUCUGCUCUGGCUUCAGCUCUGAGAUCAAACCCCUCACACCUGAGAGAACUGAAUCUGUCUGAGAAUAAAAUAAGAGAUUCAGGAGUGAAGCGUCUCUGUGCUGGACUGGAGGAUCCUCACUGUAAACUGGAGAAACUGUGGUUGAGAUGUUGUGACGUCACAGAUGAAGGUUGUUCUGCUCUGACUUCAGCUCUGAGAUCAAACCCCUCACACCUGAGAGAACUGAAUCUGUCUGGGAAUAAAAUAAGAGAUUCAGGAGUGAAGCGUCUCUGUGCUGGACUGGAGGAUCCUCGCUGUAAACUGGAGAAACUGUGGUUGAGAUAUUGUGGCGUCACAGAUGAAGGUUGUUCUGCUCUGACUUCAGCUCUGAGAUCAAACCCCUCACACCUGAGAGAACUGAAUCUGUCUGGGAAUAAAAUAAGAGAUUCGGGAGUGAAGCGUCUCUGUGCUGGACUGGAGGAUCCUCGCUGUAAACUGGAGACACUGUGGUUGAGUGAUUGUGGCGUCACAUAUGAAGGUUGUUCUGCUCUGACUUCAGCUCUGAGAUCAAACCCCUCACACCUGAGAGAACUGAUUCUGACUCUGAAUAAAAUAAGAGAUUCAGGAGUGAAGCGUCUCUGUGCUGGACUGGAGGAUCCUCGCUGUAAACUGGAGAAACUGUGGUUGAGUUAUUGUGGUGUCACAGAUGAAGGUUGUUCUGCUCUGACUUCAGCUCUGAGAUCAAACCCCUCACACCUGAGAGAACUGGAUCUGUCUGGGAAUGAAAUAAGAGAUUCAGGAGUGAAGUGUCUCUGUGCUGGACUGGAGGAUCCUCGCUGUAAACUGGAGAAACUGUGGUUGAUUGAUUGUGACGUCACAGAUGAAGGUUGUUCUGCUCUGACUUCAGCUCUGAGAUCAAACCCCUCACACCUGAGAGAACUGGAUCUGUCUGGGAAUAAAAUAAGAGAUUUGGGAGUGAAGCGUCUCUGUGCUGGACUGGAGGAUCCUCACUGUAAACUGGAGAAACUGUGGUUGUGGAAUUGUGGCGUCACAGAUGAAGGUUGUUCUGCUCUGGCUUCAGCUCUGAGAUCAAACCCCUCACACCUGAGAGAACUGGAUCUGUCUGGGAAUAAAAUAAGAGAUUCAGGAGUGAAGUGUCUCUGUGCUGGACUGGAGGAUCCUCGCUGUAAACUGGAGAAACUGUGGUUGAUGAGGUGUGACGUCACAGAUGAAGGUUGUUCUGCUCUGACUUCAGCUCUGAGAUCAAACCCCUCACACCUGAGAUACCUGAAUCUGUCUAGGAAUAAUCUACGACUAUCAGGAGUGAAGUUACUCUCUGAUCUGAAAGAUGAUCCACGUUAUAAACUGGAGACAUUAUUCUACUGACUCUCAGUAUUUAGACGUCAGUUCAGUUUCCUCAGGAUCAGCUGAUGGUGAAUAAGAGCCGCUACAGGAAUCAGUGAUGUGAAGUUAAAUGAAUGCAUGGAAGUGUAAUGUGUGGAGCAGUGUUGAUGAACAGAAGAAACAAGCUUCAAGGAAACUAAACUAAUUCAGCAAAAUAAGUUUUUAUCCAAAGGACAUUAAUAAAAUAGUUGAUAUGUUUAUACAGCACUGAAAACCAAGAGAAUGAAUGUGAUAUUUUCAGUGAUGGGCUUAUAUCCUGAGCUGUACAGAUUUAAUAUAGAUCAUCAUAACUGUGUAUCCUGAAAUUCAGAAAUAGAAAACUUAUCACUUGUACAUUUUCUUAUAUUUUAAUCAAGUCUAACAUUUGAGUGUGUAACCUAUGUAUGUAUGUGUUUAUUUUUAUUAAAAUGUGUGUCAUCUCGAGAAGAGGAGCUUCCACUUGAUAUCAUCAUGAGAAA